Messenger RNA from Ambispora leptoticha, 5142 nucleotides. NCBI's taxonomy places the organism in Eukaryota, Fungi, Glomeromycota, Glomeromycetes, Archaeosporales, Ambisporaceae. The record is from the annotation of a GenBank genome assembly.
AUGUCUUCGACUACUGCUGAACAAGGCGUUGCUGUCAACACUACCAGCGUUGCCCCUUUCUGUGUUCAACCCGUCACCACCACGAACACCAGCAUCAUCCAUCCAGCAGCUUCAGAAGAAGCCGUUACAACCACCGCUAACAACGACAGUAGCAUUACCACAAAUCCUAGUUCCUCUGAUGUUAAUCUUGCGUCAAAUUCAACCGUUCCAGUACCACCCUCUGUUCAACUCUUGAAGAUUCACGAGGAACAAGCCACGGCAGCGCAAAAAACUGAUGUCAGCGUAAUCGCUGAAACUUUAUCAACUGCGGUCAACACUGUUCGCGGAUCGAAUUCUACUACUGUAUAUGAUGAGACUGAUACGAAGAAUUGGCCUUCUUUAUCGGCAACCUCGGCUCCAAUUAAAUCAUCGUCGGUGUGGGGCAGUCGCUCGGGUGCAGAAUUAGUUCGUCAAGCUGCUCAACCAGCGACUCCGGUCGGUGUUGUCGGGGAUCGAAACAUCACUAAUAGCGCUUCUACUCCAUUUACUGGUGUUCAACCAAUGCAGCAGCCUCUUUUGAAGUCUGCCGGAAUCAUUACAAAGGUUGUUGAGUUAUCUGCCGCACAACAAUCGCAAAAACGUGAAUUCGGCUUUAAAACAGCCACUUCUGAUAUUGUAAAACGCAUAAAGGAAAAAACUAAUACUCAGAUCCAAGUGUCCACUGCAAAUGUAUCGGGCACUACAACUUUUUUGAUCAAAGGAAAAGAAGAUGACGUUAUGAGAGCUAAACGAGAGAUACUGUCGAAUUUUGCCUUAAAGAUGGAAACUCAAAUUCAAAUCCCGGUCUCUGUUCGUCGUUUUAUUCUCGGUGCAGGUGGUGAAACCUUAAAAUCAAUUAGCCUCCGCACAGGCACACGUAUUCAACUUCCACCUCGUCAAGAGGAACAUCACGAAGAAAAAACCUCAGAAUUAGAUUACGACGACGACGAAGAACAGAUGACAAUCACCAUUGAAGGUGAUGAAGAAGGUAUCGACCUUGCUAAAGCUAAUAUCGAAGCAAUUGUCAAUGAAAAGACAUCUAAGAAAACGGUAAAAAUCACGGAUAUUGAACAUCAUUUUUAUCCUUUGAUUGCUGGAGCUCAUGGUCAGCGUCUUCAACAACUUCAACAAGAAUCAGGAGCAAAAAUUCGUAUUCCACCAUACAUCGUUUCUUUUGAGAAUGACGGACAUGAAGGCAAUAAUAACACGAGAGAUAAUUGCAUUGUCGUUUCUGGUGAACGAGAUGCUGUUCGAAAGGCGAUAGAAAUGCUUAAAGAUCGUCACGAAGAAUUGAAAAGCACGACUACGACAACUAAGACCAACGUGCCAAAGCGCCAACACAAAUAUUUAAUUGGGCCGAAGGGCGCAAAUCUUCAGGAGAUCCUCGAGUCAACUGAAUGCUCUAUAGAACUUAGCCCACCUUCCGAUCCAUCUGAGGAAGUUAUAAUCCGUGGACCGAGUCGAAAUCAUUGGAAGGCAAUGCAUGCGGUAUCUGAAAAAGCAAAUUCAAUACACGUGGAGACUUUGGAUAUUGCAAACAUUCAUAAAACCGAAAAUCCAAACGAGCACGCGAGAAAUGUUUUGAAAUAUUUAUGGAACCGAAGUAAAUUAAGAAAAAUCGAGGCAGAAACUGGUAUUCAGAUUAUGGCGCCCAGAGGAUCCUCAUUAGAUAAAGGAGUUUUGCUGGAAUUUGUUGGGAAAGUUGUUAGUGAUGUUGAGAAAGCUAGAAAGGAAGUAAUGGAACUCGUGAAGAAUUUGUCACCAUCUAGUUUCACUAUUGUUUCCAUUGAGCCUCAUCUUCAUCGUCAUAUAAUUGGCCGUAAAGGGCAAAACCUUCAACGUGUCAAGGAAACGUACGGCGUUGAAAUUAUUGUUCCAGAUGAGAAGGAUGAAAGUCCAGAUAUUUUGAUCGUCUUUGAGGGUAAAGAAGAUGAUGAAAUUCCCACUGAGAAGAAAAAAAAGGAAGCUUAUGUUAAAGAAGUGUUAGAGAAAGCAAAGCAAGAACUGAUAAAGGCCGGUCAGGAUGCUUCGGAUUUCGCCACACAAACUCUCACGAUUCCUGUUCGUUUUCAUCGAUACAUUAUCGGUCCACGAGGAGUCACGCUUAACGCUAUAACUGGUGGAUCCGAUGCUCCGGUAUCCGUUAAAUUUGGUUCAUCUCGAACUGGCGCUGCCGAGCGUUCUGCUAAUGCAGAAGGUAAAAAAGCAACGACAAUACCCAUUUCUGAUGAUAUCGUUGUCAUUAAAGGCCCGACAGAGGAAGUGAAUCGAGUUGUCAAAGAGAUCACCAAGGUUGUUGAAGAUGCAAAACAUGUCGAGAUUAUGAAUUCAUACACAAUCGACUUCACGUUUCCUGCUCAAUAUUCUGCUCAUGUCAUCGGAAAAGGUGGUUCACACGUUACCCGUUUAAAAGAAAAUCUAAAUGUCAAAAUUGAUAUUGAAGGUGGCGCAAAAGGUGAAGAGAAAAAGACACAUCCUGGUGAAAAUGUAAAGGUCACCAUUCAAGGGAGAAAAGAUAAUGUUGAAGAAGCCAAAGCAAAGAUUUUGGAUCUUGUCGACAAACUUCAAGAUGCAACAAUACUCCGACUUCAAGUUCCUGUUGAAUAUCAUAAAUCGUUGAUUGGCGUUGGUGGUCGAUAUGUUAAACGAUUGGAAGAAAAAUAUGGCGUGCACAUUCGUUUCCCGAAGAACAAAGAAUCAACAGAAGAUGUUGAAGAUGACGUUGAAGCACAGAAAUUCGACGAAGUUAUAAUAAAGGGUGGUCGAAGAGGAGCUGCAGACGCUAAGGCGGAAAUGAUGGAACUGUUAGAUUAUGAACGUGAACAUGAUAAUUCACUUAAUUUUACAAUUCCGGCUAUUUAUCUUCCACAUGUUGUUGGACGAGGUGGUGCUAAAAUUACUGAGAUCAAAAAUGACACUUUCACUCGUAUCGAUCUUGGACAUGCUGAACCAUCACCUGAUAAUCCAGAUGAACAAAUUGUAAAUGUAGUUAUACAUGGUACUAAAGAUGAUAUCAUCAAAGCAAAAGAGGCGAUACUUCAAAUCGUGCGUGAACUUGAAAGUCAAACCACGAUAACUAUAAACAUUGAUCCACAACAUCAUAAAUACUUAAUUGGCCCAGGUGGUAGUCGCAUCCGUGAGAUUGUUGCUAAAGCGGGUGGACCAGAUGAAAAAUCUUCGCAAGCUGGAAUCGUUAAAUUCCCACGCCAUGGUUCUAAUAGUGAUGAGGUUAUAUUGAAAGGGGACAAAAAUGUCGUGGAAAAAGUGAAAAUAGAGCUUGAAAAAUUAGUAGAAGAACAGAAUAAUCUCGUGGUAGACUUAAUAGAGAUACCUCGGAUACAACACUCUCAAAUAAUUGGACGAAAUGGUGCUUCACUAAAAGAUCUUCAGCAUCGAUUCGACGUUGAAAUUCAAUUCCCAGGAUCAAGAGGUUACAAUGAUACGCAUUUAUCGGGUGACGUGAAGAUGGAAAUAGAAGAGUGCGAUGCGGUGAAAAUUAUUGGUAAAAAAGAAAAUAUUAUGGCUGCAAAAACGGAAAUUUUGUCAAAAAUUCGACAUUUUCAUACUGUUAAUGUGCCAAGAAAGUAUCAUUGCGCGAUUGCAGCGAAUGGUAUUACGGUACGUAAACUUCGUAAUGAUUAUGGUGUGUUAGUGGAUCAUGGGAAUGAAAUCCCCCCGGAAGCCAAACCUCAAAUGAAAAAACCUAAUGGAAAUGGUAUUGCGAAACGGAUUGACGAGGAGGAUGAAAAUUUUGACGAAGACUUUGUAGGAGAAAUGGAUUGGGAAUUGGUAGAAAAUGAUGAUAAUGAGGAAGAGGGUGAAAUUCCUUGGAACUUAAAAGGCGAGAAAAAACAAGUAGAACGUGCCGAGAAAUAUAUUAAUGAUUUACUUGAUGAAGCACGGAAUUUCACGCAUACAGCUUUCUUUACUGUCCCGCAACAUCUUCAUCGUCACAUAAUUGGUCGUGGGGGUGCAACGAUUCAACGUAUUCGAAACGAAAGCGGAUGCAGAAUUGAUGUGCCCAAAUCUAACGAUGAUGAAACUGUGAUUGUUACAGGUUCAUUGACUGGAGUCGAGGAAGCACGAACUUUGAUGUUAGAGACAAACACUGCAAAGUCAAUUUUAGCCAAUAAAAAUAGUACGCGUCCAUAUGAUUUAAUUAUGUCAGAGCAAAAAUUUUUGACGCGUCCACCAACGGAUCAAGAAUUAUUUAACUUUAAAUUUAUCAGAAUUUUAAGUGAAGACCCACGAACAAAAACCAUUAAUGUUCUCGGCUCUCUUCCAGUAAACAUAAAUGAAGCUACUUUAUCUGAUGAUGAUUCGACAGAUUAUGCUAUCUUACUGUUAGAAAAAACCCAUUUUCACAAUGAAGAGGUUGCAAAUCUUUCACGUGAACGUGUUGAAAAAUGGAUCUUGCAUGAAUCAAAUGAUAUUUAUCAUCGAUAUUUCGGGACCACGAAAACUCGUGAGAAUUUACCAGAUUUCCAAGUGACAAUUAUUUGGCCAGCUACUGAAACGCAUGUUCAAAAAUAUAGUCUUCAACCUCGACACUUAAUCAACGAAACACCAUCAAUAUAUCAACAAGUUGUGAAACCAUUUAUUGAAUCAAUUCCGGCUAGUAGAAUAGAAUGGGUCUACAAUAUUCUUUCAAAGAAAAAAGAAGCAGAGAAAAUUUUAUUAGAGGAGGAAAAUGACGAAAACGGAUUUAUUCUUUUACCGGAUAUCUUAUAUUUAAUUGCAAUUGUCCAUCGACGCGAUAUUUGUUCGAUCCGUGAUUUAAAUCAAAUACAUUUACCGCUAUUGAGAGGUUUAAAAAGGAAAAUUCUCGAGUUUGUGCCAAAUAGAUUUCCCGGCGUGAGCGCAGAUGAAUUGAGACUUUUUGUUCAUUAUCAGCCAUCAUAUUAUCAUUUUCAUUUACAUGUUACUCACAUUUGUCAAGAUAGUAUCCCAGGCGGAAUUGCGGCGGAAAAAGCUCAUUUAUUGGAUACUAUAAUUGAUAAUAUUGCAAAUAUAGCUAAUGAUUAUUAUCAGAGAGCGACUCUAACGUAUAUAAUCGGAGAAAAUGAGACUUUAUUUGAACCCUUGACUGAGGUUAAUGCUAGAGUUAAGGCCGCUGAUAGCUUG